Molecule: messenger RNA, 3629 nt
Organism: Exaiptasia diaphana
Lineage: Eukaryota; Metazoa; Cnidaria; Anthozoa; Actiniaria; Aiptasiidae
Exons: 3
Coding region: 587-1939 (450 amino acids)
Cellular component (GO): cytoplasm
Source: RefSeq, a predicted model, not a curated record
AUUCACGAGACGAAUCUAAUGAUCCCAACUGUGGUAAAUAAGAGGACAUACUACAAGAAAGUAUCGUAAAUUUCUUUUUACCACAAAUAAAAAUUGUUUUACCAGUACUGCGCGCGUUUUGCAAGCUAAAAGAACAACUAAAAUCUCUUUUCAAACUGAACCAAGACAUUUAUUUCAACAAAUCAUGAUACAUACUUUUUUCGCUUUGUCUGCCCAGUCAGGAAUUUAAAAAAAAAAUUAAUUUUAAAAUUUCCAAUGACAGAAAAGUCGGGAAAAUCCAUGAUUGUUUUUCUUUUAAGUAUCAAAGUUAAUCACGAGCACAGUAGCGACCGUGGUAUGUACUUUUAUUUACCACGUCUCUCAACCAAUCAGAAAGCGAGAAAAUUAUCAAAUGUGGUAAAAAAUCGAAUGCAUCAGUCAAUAAAAACUCCUUUUGUUCUAUCAAGUAUAAUAGAAUGGCCAAAUUAAAUUGAUUACAAGUAUUUUUAUUUCAGUUUUGUGAUUUGUCUCUUAAAUACACUUUAUACCUACUUUGGAGGUUAAUCUGGAUCUGGAUGUUAAUCUGACUAAAUUGUAUACAUCAGUGAUGCCGUUCGAAGAUUACUUAGGAUCUAGAACACCACCAGCAGAUGGCAGCGAAGGGACAGCUUCGAUCAAACUGACUCUUAAAGGCAAGGAGGAACCAUUGAAACUGAAUGGUUGUUUUAUUCCUAAUGAUGAAAACUUGAAGAAGCUGAUUAAUGAUCGAACAUAUUUGGAAAAACAUAAGAAAACAAAGUUUUUCAUAUAUUUUUGUUGUCUGGAUAAGAAUUUGGAAAACAAUGUCGUGAAAACUGAGAUAAAUGCUCACCGCUUUACUAAACCAAACAGAGAUAAACAAUGUACUAUAGAUCACGGACCAGAUAGUGCAUUCUUGCUCUAUAAAGAAUUCCACGUAUUUUUGCCGGCCUGUCAUAAAGAUCUAAAGACAAACGAUUUUGAGAGUUUCCUUAAAAAGCACAGUAAGAGAAUUCCCUCUCAAUUUCACCAAGUCACAGCAAAUGGCCAGUAUAAAGGACUAACACAAAAGGAGGGAUUAGUUAAAUUUGUACCAGUCAGGUUAACAUCAAGCAAUGGCAGCCAGGUUUUGGAAGAUAGCAGCUUCAUUAAGGUUGUAAAUGGCCCAUUUCUGGACUCUAAUGAAGUAGUUGGAUAUUGCUGCAAAGAAUCAGAUGGUAGCAGAAUAAAUGUAAACAUGCUAGGAACACAAGAUGUAACAGUAGUUUCAUCAGGAAUAGCUGGGCCAUUUCGAUGUAUAUCUUCUCAAGACGUGGAAUUGUAUUCCAUAAAACUCAAGGAAGCGAUAACAAAGAUAACAGAGUUGCUACCAAGAGGAAUAACUAAAUCAACACUGAAAACUGACGAUAUAUUCACAAAUCUAACUGUCUACCAAGGCAAACAAAAAUCUCUACAAGAAAGAGCCCAAGAAGAUCAGCGCACACGAAAAAUAGUGACCGAUAUCACUGAGAUAUUUGUUGACGAAAACGAAGACAACCCAAAGUCAAUCUUGGUUUCAGGUGAACCUGGCAUCGGAAAAACGCUUUUCUCGAACAAAAUCCUCAGAGACUUGUCAACGUAUUGCUUAUCGAUCCCUAAUAUAAAGUUCCCUUACCUGAUAACGUUCAGGCAAAUUGUCAUGCUUGGCAACAAAGAGCUUACCCUAAGAGAAUUGCUUAAUAUCUCUCCUUUACUGAACACAAGCACCAUGAUAGACGAUACAGUAAUGGCGCACGCCAUUCACCAUUCAGAGCAGUUCUUCGUUGUCCUUGAUGGCUUUGAUGAAUACGAAGACGACAAAAAAAUAUUGGGAAGUUUUGAAAGCCAAUUCCCUAAUGAUGCAAAAAUCAAGAUGCCAAUAGUUGCCCUGAUCAGCAAGCUAAUCCAAAAAAAGAUUUUUUAGUGAUUCAGUCAUCAUGAUAACCUCAAGGCCGGGCGGAGCCAGCAAGUUAGACGAAAGACUACACUUCGACAGAUGUGUGGAAAUUACUGGUUUCUCAGAAGAACAGGUUCUUCAAUAUGUUGAAAAAUAUUUCAACUCUAAAUCAGAUGAAGAAAAAAGGAUGGCCAUGGAGAAAGUCAAAGGAACCGCACAUUACAUGUCAUUUGGUCGCGUCCCUCUUAUGUGUUUGUUCGUGUGCCAAGUCAUCGAGUGGGAAAUCAAAAACAAAAUUACUAGAAAUAAUUUAGUUCCUCUUACACUCACUCAGUUUUAUUGUGAAAUAACUACUUCCCUAGAAAGAGCUAACAAAGAGAUGGAAAGUUUAAAUGAGGAAAAUGCUUCGCUGGCUAUUGAGAAAACUCUGGAUAACUUUUCUGAACUAGCCUCGCAGUUAAAAGCCAGACAAAAUCGCUUUGCUUUCACACAAAAAGAUUUAGAAAAGCUGAAAUUACCUGAAAAUGAAAUGUCUUACCUUAAAGCAAGUAAUUUAAUAUUUUGUUAUCCUGUUACCAAUGAUUCUCCAUGCCCACAAACAACUCUUGAAUAUGGUUUCGCACAUUUAACAAUUCAAGAGUUUUUUGUUGCUCGUCAUUUGGUGAAGAAGCGUACAAUGGCGGCACAAGAAACCUCUGCAAUGGUGCACAUAUUCACGAGUGGUUUGUUGGGUUUAGACAAGGAGAACAACAACGAUGAAUGUAUGUCGAAAGUACUAGAGUGUGUAUGUAAACAAAUGGAGUACAAAUGGAGACAAAGCCUUGUGUCAUUGCGCUGUCUCCAUGAGUACGGCCUAGAGAAAGAAUUCACAAGACGAGAACUGACAACAAACCGUGGAAAAAGAUACUGGAAUAGUGACGGGUGGAUUGAAUUACCUGAUGUAACCGACACGGACUGUGAUGCACUCGCUAUGUUAGUAAAAUCCGCCUCUGCUACAUCAAUAUCAUCACCACCACACACAUUGUACAUUGCUAACUCACAGAUAACCAUUACCGGGUUAAAGAGCUUGCUGUCAUCUUUCACUCAUCCAAACUGCACCAUCACUAGACUGAGGCUGUAUGGUUGUGGUUUGAAUGAUGAACAUAUAAAGUGUUUGUGUGAAGAUUUACAUCGCUCUCACAUAACCGAGCUAAGCCUGCGUGGUAAUAACAUAACCGAUGUAGGAGUGCAUCACAUUAUCCAUCACUUACAUGUACCAAGAAAACUAACCUAUCUAAACCUGCUUCUUAAUCCAGUAUCUAUAGAAGUUAGUGAAAGUAGUAAAAAAUUCCGUCAGGAUAAUUAUCCUGGACUUGACUUAAAGAUAUAGAUAAUUCAAUAUUAGACUCAGAGAUGUAGGUUUGUACUGAUACAAAUAAUGAAACACAACAAAAAACACAUCAACACUAUUUCAUCUCAUCAUUUCUUGGUAGUUCUCUACAAUUUUCUACAAGAAUUAAAUAUUUUACUUUUUCUGCACAAAGGAAUAGCUUUUUUAUAAAAUUGUAAUUCGAAAUUUUGACUAACUUUUGACUAGUGUUUUUCACUAUUGAAAUAAAUAGUUUUAGAAGCUUUAAAUUUGAAUAAAGUUCUCACCUUUGUUUAUAAGCUUAUCUUAACUUGAAGUUGUAAAAAAUUUCUAUUGAGUUUAUAGGGAUAGAUGUGUUUUUUUGUAAAA